This is a messenger RNA of Amorphotheca resinae ATCC 22711, 837 nucleotides long. RefSeq lists its product as hypothetical. The transcript has a single exon. Lineage: Eukaryota; Fungi; Ascomycota; Leotiomycetes; Helotiales; Amorphothecaceae. The record is from RefSeq and is a predicted model, not a curated record. The coding region runs from base 1 to 837 and encodes 278 amino acids.
AUGGCAUCCGAACGUGUUACCCGAUAUCAACCAUGCUAUAUCUUGCGCGACAGCGGUAUCCCCUGCGUCAUAUGGUGCGAGGACGCAGUUGCGCACUACGGAGUCCCCACAGUAGUCUUCAGCUUCUACAUUCUCGUCCCCGACAUUGACAAAGCUGCCAACGUCCUCACGCAGCGAGGAUGGCAUCUCGAAGACAGCGGGCAAACCAAAUUUGGAAACUACCCACUGCGAAGCGCCCAUCACCGCUUGACGCCGCCAAUCGAUGUGACCCAGAACAGACCCGCCUGGUCGCCGGGAAUGGGACCACCUCCGCCACCGAGUAAAGGACCUCCGAGACCAACGACUACUAUCCUCCUUCCAGCCUCAGAAUGGAAUUACACUUUCCCAUUAACUAUUCAGAACCUCUUUCCGCCUUUACCGGAGCUCCUAGAUGCUCUGAUUGACAAGCUGCUCGAUGACCCUCUCACAGAUGGGACCUGGCAUCAAUUGGCACUUCUCAUAGCCUACCUAUACGAUUAUGUCCCUGCUCUAAGAGAAAAAUCUUACGCCGAGAAUCUGAAAUAUGAGCAUCGACAAUUCCAUUACGACUCCUUAUCAGGAAUGUCAAUUGGCCUACCGUUCAUACGUCACGAACGAAAAAUCCGCGAUGCGCUGCGGGAGGGCAGCUUUCAGCUGUGUGACUGUUCUGCGGAUCAAGAGGAUGAGUCGCUAUUCACGGCUAAGGCUCAGGCGCGGAUUAUCGCAUCGAGGCCUUCGCCGUUCACGGCAGAAGAGUAUGAGGCUGACAAGAAAAGGGCGGAGGAAGAGGAGCGGAGGCUUUGGCUUGAGGAUGAAUGA